Messenger RNA from Nerophis lumbriciformis (worm pipefish), 6691 nucleotides. It is a transcript of the gene sergef, whose product is annotated as secretion regulating guanine nucleotide exchange factor. Lineage: Eukaryota; Metazoa; Chordata; Actinopteri; Syngnathiformes; Syngnathidae. The record is from RefSeq and is a predicted model, not a curated record.
CUAGCAACGCGGUCGCCAUAUUGAAUUCGUUGAAAACAAACCAGCUCACAGCGAACACAGCAUUGACAGAAAAGGCAUUUAACGAGGUUUCACGGCAUUUUAAACUGUUCUAAAUGGCGUAUGAUUAUGUAAAUAGUCUUUUCAGUGAGGCUAGGUUAAGAUACGAGUUAAAAUGUUCUGUAGUUGGAUUAAACGACUGCCUAGCUUACCGCCUUCCAGCAGAUGCGUGGACUGAUAAUCCUACACAAUGGCCGGACAUGGAAUUUGGAAAUCUUUAUGUCUACCUCACAAGCGCACCAGGGGGCGAACAGUUACGGGCAGCAUGGACGUGGAGAUGAGGAGGACCAGGCAGUCCCGCGGCUCUCAAACAAGGCUCCCCUACAAGGAAGGGCGGUCCGGACCGUCAAUGGUGGCGGUGGACACACCGUAGUUAUCACCGAUGACGGAGAGGCGUUUGCAUGUGGGCUAAAUGACAGAGGCCAGCUGGGACUUGGCCACACUGCCAACUGCUCAACACUUCAACGCUGCUCGGGCCUCAAUCAGAGAGUCACAAAUGUUGCCUGCGGAUGGGAUUUUACUCUUCUUCUCACUGAUUGUGGUAGAUUGUUAGCCUGUGGCUCCAAUAUUUUCGGACAACUGGGUAUUGGUGACACGACGACACAUCAUGCGGAGCUGGUGCUGGUUGAGGGUCUAACCGAGCGUGUGGUCAGUGUAGCAGCAGGCCUCAGGCACGCUCUUGUCGUCACCGACUCCAGAUGUGUCUACCAGUGGGGCACAGGUCUUUUUAAUCUUGCCAAGAGAGCACUCAGUCUGAACCCUGUUCCACCCCACCUCAAUUCCAAGGUUCCUUCACUGGUACCAGGUAUGGAUCAGAAGGUGCCGCACAUCGUUACUGCAGGCUCAGCUCACUGUGUGUGCCUUACAGGAAAUGGUGAUUUGUUUCUGUGGGGAAGCAACAAACAUGGCCAACUCACUGCUACAGAGUCUUUCCUGUCCACUCCCACUCAGCUGAAGCGCUCACUAUUGGGUGGAGAGAAAAUUGUCAAAGUGUGGAGCGGCUGGACUCACGUUAUUGCCCAAACAGAGAGUGGUAGAGUGUUCACAUGGGGCAGAGGUAAUUAUGGACAACUGGGCCGUCCUUUGACAAGGGCUCUAAAUAGUGAGCACCAGUCUGCAGAUGGUGGAAGUCAAGCUUACGUCCCCGCAGAGGUGAAAAGCCUCUGUGAAGCUACACAGAUUGCAUGUGGAUCUGAGCAUAACCUCGCCAUUGUUGGGGGGCGUCUGCUUUCCUGGGGCUGGAACGAGCACGGAACAAGCGGAGACGGUUCACUGGCCGACGUUUUUGAGCCGCAGCUCGUUCCCGGUGUCACGCCUCUUCUCAUUGGCUGCGGGGCCGGACACUCAAUGGUGGUGUGCGCAGGGAAGACGUGCAAAGACCACUGAUAAACUGCACAUAUUGGAGACAGCGCUUGUCUAAAACUAGAGCUGAAUUCCUGAAAUUUAAUUAUUUUAUGAACGAACUGACUCAAUUGGUUUUGGAAAUAUGCAGCAACUUUCACCUUCCUAUCGACAAGGGUAGUUAUGUGCAUGUGUCAUAAAUAUCUGGAUGUGUGUGGUCAUGACUUAUGUCUGGUGUGGACAGGGGCCAAUAAUUUCUCUGGCCUGCCCGUCACUUUAACGGCCAUGAUGGUGGGCGAUGUCUUUACAGGACAUGGUCAUUCCAAAGCUUCCCACCAUGUUGUCCCUCCUGAAUGAAUGAAGACGUUAAGGCUAAUGUGGGGGAUGGGCCCGGCUGCCGCUUCAAGUCCAUCUUCCCAUGUCAGCGUUUUUAUUGCCGUGAUCUUGAACGUUGGGAGGUGCUGAUGCCCAUACUUUAUAGCCGCCAUUUGUGUCACCGGGUGAUUUACUUAUUGCACAGAAAUAUUCCUGUACCAAACUUGCGUCACAUGAACUUAAUGGGAAGUGCACUUUUUGGGGGGAAUUUUGCCUGUCAAUCCCCAUCACUAUGUGAGACAAGCACACACAACACUUUUUUAUGCAUUCUAAAUCGUAAAUAAAUGCUAGCAAGAGGCAGCUAAGAAAGGAAGUAAUGGGGAUUCGAUCUACGCCCUCUAAAAACUUCCAACAACGUUUUAUAUACAUGCUGUAAGUAUAUACUGCAUGUAAUUUAGUAACAUGCACAUUCAUUAUAAUAUAUAAUAUUUAAGUAUUUUUGUCAUUUUAAUCAUAGUCAGAACUUUUAUGGGCACAUUGAUUUCACAGAGCGCAUCGUAACGUUCGCUAUUUCAACAAUAAUUCAUGGUGGACAUCAUUAGAGACAGCGAUGACAACUUUGGGACAAAUGGUGAUCCAUAGCCCUAUAUUUUUGAGUCCGAAUAUACGGAGGAUAAGCUACAAGUUUUAGAAACUGUGUUUAGCAGAUCCAGCUCCAGUAUUGCGAAGUAUUAAACAAGAAAUACAAACUACGAACAUAAUAAAACAACCACUUAUUGUACAAUGUCCGCUCUCACUUGGAUGCUGACUGAUGGGAUGUUUAUAUGAUUCAGCACAAGACUUAGUUUUAUCAUGAUCCUUAUUUAUGUUUAAAAAAAAAAGAGGCAGCAAACGAGCAUACUAUCUUACAGAGCCCCUAAAGGGACAUGGUGGAAAUGUUUUUUUGUAUAAUUUUUUUUUUUUUUUCAGACAUGUAAGACCCUAACCCGCACGAGAAACUUUUUAUUAAAAAAAAAAAAUUAAAAGAAAUUCAUAAUUUAUUUAUUUUAUUUAUUUUUUUUUAUAUAUAAAGUUUCUCGUGCGCACGAGAAAGCAUUGGAUGCGUGCGCGUGGUUUGAGGUGUGUGUGAAAAUGGCAGUUCAGGAGUUAAUUUGGCUGUAUUUCCAACUAGGACUUACCCCCAUGUGUGUUGUGGCAAAAUGUGAAUGCCUGCCAAAAAUCUACAUUUUUGUCUUGAUCUGUCCACAGCGGAUUCCUAGGUGUGAGACAAACACUUUAUCUUCCUGGUUAUUGUAUCGCUACGUGUUUGACAUUAUUUAAGGCUUUAUCGUGCCCGGAAAAGGACAGUUUUCCUCUUCUGUGGCUGUGUGUGUGUGUGUGUGUGUGUGUAGGGCGUGGCUUGCGGACCUGCAGCGGGAAAAGAAAUCCCCCAUGUCCCUUUAGGGGCUCCGUAGUAUCGCAUCUUCCUUGCAAUGUCUUUCAAAUUUGACUAACUUCUUGGUUUUUACCUACACCGUCUACCAUACCGGUGAGAGGCAUGAUUUAUGAUCUAUUGCACACUUUUACCAACUCAGGGGUGAUACAGCUCAUCUGCUCAGUAGGUCAAGAGCUGCAGUAGGUAGUUAUCGUCAUCAACAAGGCGCCUAGUACUAAAAUAGUCCCCCUGUGUUAGCUCUUACAAUAACACUGUCGCUAAUGCUUGGUUAAUAGGGUCAUGGCAUGUAAAUUGAGUAUAGUUGGUGGGUUUUUUUAGAGGGCUUUUUAGGUGAAAUAGAUCAAUCCUAUUGUUAGACGCCUAGUACUAGCCGUAUUUUACAAUCUAGACUGCACAAAAAGAGGAAAAUGUGUGUUCUUGUCUCCAAAAAAGAUUGUGCAUGAUAGGCAAAAUAAAAACGAGUGCAAUUCCCCUUUAAAGUAUUGCCAUAUCAGCACCAUCUUGCAUAUUUAUAAGCUGUGCAGGCAUCUGCAGUGCAGUACCUGGAAACCACGCAGGUUAAGGCCAAUGUGCAGGAUCAGCAUGGCUCAUAAAUAAUGCUUGAAUUAUAGUUACUUUAUUUAUUUCUGUUUUUAUUCAACAACACUCAGCAAAUUAAAUACGCUUUGUAUCUCAAAUGCACAAAUGUUUUUUAAAUUUAAAAUGUUUUUAAAGAAAACAGAAACCCUUCUGACAAUGAUCAUUUGUGUUUGUUUGUUAAAUUUUAUUUAACACUGUUUAUCACACAGGUCUCAACUGUAUUGUUUAGAGAAGACACCAAAAAGUCCCUAACUAACAAACCGAUGAAAACUACCACUGAACACCCAACUAAGAGAACUAGCCACACAAAACACACGUAUGUGCGCACACACACACACACUCAAAUCUCACUAAAAGUCACACAUUAGUUGCGUCUUACAUAUGAUGCCUGUUAAAUGAGUUUGUUUAAUAAUAAUAUUGUUACAAUGCCCAGAACCCGGUUCCCAGUGGUUGGUUGGCAGUGUGUUUGCAGUUGUUUGUUAAAAAGUUGGUCCCUUUUACACUAACUUUUCCACACAAACAAUGGAAGCUGCACUUUGAACAUGUCUGUAAUGGUUGUUAUCUACUAAUUACAAUGCUCAUUACUGCCUUUCCAUGUUGAACCACACUGGGAUUCUUGUACAAUGAAUAGAAAAUCACCAUCACGUAAAAUGCCAGCAGUUUACGUAAAAUAAAUUUAUAUAUGCAUUGCAAUUUUUACUUUUAAUUACUACAUACCUUCUAUUUAACUACUCACAAAAAAAGGACAAAUAUGUUUCACCAAAAGUACACCAUUGGGUGGCAGUGUCAUUUUUGGGCCAUACAUCCAACUCAAUAGAAUAAAGUUGAUAUUGUUCUUUGGAAUGUUUAAUUCUAGUAAACAUCUAAGAUGGUAUACAUGGUGUUCCCCUCAAAAUCUAACAGAUUUAGCACAUUCUUGUAAAGAUUAAGCUGUUACCAAGUAAAAAAAUGCCUCUUAACUAUAAAUACUUAAUAUUUAUACUUAUAAAAAAAACUCUCUAGGGUAGACUUAAGGUAGACUCUUUUACAUUAUAUGGCGGUUAACUUAUUUUUACACUUAUAUUGCACUCUUCUUAUCAGAAAAAACUAGGUAAUUUUCCAUAUUUAUAAAUUCUAGGUCAACAAACAUCGACAAUUGAAUUGUGUUAAACCUUUACGGUUCCAUCCAUCCAUCUAUGUUCUACCGCUUGUCCCUUUCGGGGUCGCGGGGGGUGCUGGAGCCUAUCUCAGCUGCACUCGGGAAGUCGCCACCUCAUCGCAGGGCCAACACAGAUUCCUCUAUUUAAAAAAAAACAACUGCCAGAUUUUUUACACUUUCUUUUAACUUUUAUUUUUAAUUAGUGGUGUCAAAUUUUGAUUGAUUAAUUACACUCAUAUUUAGCGCAUUAUGUUUUUAAUCUUGUUAAUCCAAUUUUUAAUCUCUUACAUUACUGUCUAUGUAUCCCUUCGAAUUUCCUCGCCUUCUUCUUGUGCUUGACUGAGUGGAACCUCAUUAACGUCAUGCAGCACAAAAAUGCAUCCAUCCAUCCAUUUGCUACCGCUUAUUCCAGCCAUGGCGAAAAGGAGGUUUUUCUCUGUCAUAAAACCUAUGUCAGAAUGCUGUUUUUUGACUAGAGCUCAGCAUUUCGUGCCAUCAUCCCUGAUAUUUUGGUGGAGAAACUGAGCUUCCUGGAUAAAAAAAAACUUCGGACCAACCAACCAUACGUUGUUAAGGUGGGCCAAUUAUGCUCCUCCACACUGUCACUCAGCACUGGCUCCCCUCAGGACUGCGUGUUGGGCCCCCUCCUGUACACCCUAUAUCCUGUAUGCCCUAUAUACAUAUGAUUGGUUCCCCAUUCAUCCCUCGAACAUCAUCAUCAAGUUUGUGCACAGUUGUGUAUCUGAUCACGGGUGGUAAUGAAACAGCCUACAGAGAGAAAAUACAGGCGCUGGCAGGGUGAUGCACCAAGAACAACCUGAGGCUGAACACCACAAAGACCAAGGAGAUGGUCAUUGAUUUUAGGAGACAGAGAGGGGAAGAUGUGUGGAGAUUGGCCUCCUCGAAGUUCCUGGAAACUUACAUCUCGGAGGACCUGACAUGGACUGUCAACACUUCAAGCACUGGUCAAAAAGACACAGCAGAGACUCCACUCCCCUUCUGUGCUGCGGAGGAAUCAAUUUGAGGAGAAAUUGCAUGUAUCUUUUUAUCGGGCCACCAUUGAGCCAGUUCUGAUGUACUGUGUAACUGUGUGGUUUGCUGCCUGCUCUGCUGAAGACAGGAAGGCCCUGCAGAGGGUGACCAGGACAGCGUAGAAGAUUAUGGGCCGCUCUCUGCCCUCCCUAAAGGACAUUGCUUGCUCUUGUUGCUUUGGAAAGGAAUUUUCUGGAAGACACCUCUCACUCUGGUCAGCACUUUUUCUACCUGCUGCCAUCAGGAAAUACAUUUCGGUCACACAAGAGCAGGACAGAGUUAAAAACAAUUUUUAUGCGGGCCAUUGGGAUAUUGAAUCCGUCCCAAUAGCUUACACUGUUUUUCACUGUUGCACUGCUGUUUGUACUGCUAUUUAUUUAUUUUAUUUCUGUGAUGAGGUGGCGACUUGUCCAGGGUGUACUCUGCCUUCCGCCCAAAUGCACCUGGAAUAAGAUCGAGCACCUCCGCAACCAAGUGGUAGAAACUGUAUGGAUGGAUGGUAUUUAUUGUUUGUGUUAUAUUUAACUGCACCUAACAAAGUAGUCACCUGUAAUUUUUCAUGCUCUCAUGUUUGAUGAUAAUAAAGCAUUGUAUUCUAUUCUAAGACUAACGUCCAUUCAUCCGUCCAUCUUCUUUUGCUUAUCCGAAGUCGGGUCGUGCGUGUAGCAGCCUAAGCAGAGAAGCCCAGACUUCCUUCUCCCAAGCUACUUCGUCCAGCUCUUCCCGGGGGAUCCCGAGGUGUUCCCAGGCCAGCUGGAGGCCGGGUCCUGGGUCUUCCCUGUGGUCUUCUACCG